This is a messenger RNA of Aureobasidium melanogenum CBS 110374, 3522 nucleotides long. RefSeq names its product large subunit of L-aminoadipate-semialdehyde dehydrogenase. Gene Ontology annotation, biological process: L-lysine biosynthetic process. The record is from RefSeq and is a predicted model, not a curated record. The coding region runs from base 1 to 3522 and encodes 1173 amino acids. NCBI's taxonomy places the organism in Eukaryota, Fungi, Ascomycota, Dothideomycetes, Dothideales, Saccotheciaceae. Gene Ontology annotation, molecular function: phosphopantetheine binding; L-aminoadipate-semialdehyde dehydrogenase [NAD(P)+] activity. The transcript has 2 exons.
AUGGCUGACCCGAGACCCAACCCCACCUCGGACCUCCAUUGGAGUGACUACAGAGGUGCUAUCCACCAAAUCUUUGCUGCAAAUGCAAACAAGCACCCUGAAAGGACUUGUGUUGUUGAAACUGCCUCUUCCAACUCUCCCAAGAGGGUCUUCACAUAUAAGCACAUCAACGAAUCCAGUAAUGUCCUGGCACAUCACCUUGUGGCCAGCGGUGUGCAACGAGGUGAAGUUGUCAUGGUCUACGCUCACCGUGGUGUUGACUUGGUCGUUGCUGUCAUGGGUGUGCUCAAGGCUGGUGCUACUUUCUCCGUCAUUGACCCUCUGUACCCUGCAGACCGCCAAAUAAUUUACCUCGAUGUUGCCAAGCCUCGCGCUCUGGUCGUCAUCGAGAAGGCCUCUCAAGAAGCUGGUGAGCUUUCCGCUACCGUUCGCGAGUACAUUCAGGAGAACCUGAGACUCAGAACUGAGGUUCCUGGCUUGCAAUUACAGGACGAUGGUUCUGUCAUUGGUGGCAACGUUGAUGGUCGUGAUUGCCUUGAGGCUCAGCAGCAAUCUCGUGCUCAACUUCCUGAUGUUGUUGUCGGCCCGGACUCAACCCCUACUCUAUCCUUUACUUCUGGUUCAGAGGGAAGACCCAAGGGUGUCAAGGGUCGCCACUUUUCGCUAGCAUACUACUUCCCUUGGAUGCAGGAGCGCUUCGGCUUGUCCGAGAAGGACCACUUUUCCAUGCUCAGCGGUAUCGCUCACGACCCAAUUCAGCGCGAUAUCUUCACUCCUCUUUUCCUGGGUGCACGCCUUAUUGUGCCCCCUGCUGAGGACAUCACCUUCGACAGACUAGCUAAGUGGGCUAGCGACAACGAGAUCAGCGUCACUCAUCUCACUCCCGCCAUGGGUCAAAUUCUUCUCGGUAGCUUGGAACCCAAGGUCAACUCAUUGCAUUCGGCAUUCUUUGUCGGUGACAUUCUCUUGAAGAGAGAUUGCCGUAGAUUGCAAGAUCUGGCCCCUAACGUUCGCAUCAAGAACAUGUACGGUACCACCGAGACACAAAGAGCCGUCAGUUUCUAUGAGAUUCCUAGCAAGUCCGAAGACGCUUCAUACCUCGACAAGAUGGGUGAUGUUAUUCCUGCUGGAAAGGGUAUGCUCGACGUUCAGCUGCUCGUGGUCGAUCGUUCGAACAGAGACCGCAUCUGUGAGGUUGGUGAGAUUGGUGAGAUUUAUGUCAGAGCCGGUGGUUUGGCAGAGGGCUACCUCGGUCCCGAGCUCAAGGAGCUCACCAACUCCAAGUUUGUGCAGAACUGGUUCGUCGAUAACGAGAAGUGGGUCAAGGAGGACCAAGAGAAGGCUGCCAAUGCCGGCAAGGAUGAGCCUUGGAGAGAGUUCUACAAGGGCCCAAGAGACAGACUUUACCGCUCCGGUGAUCUGGGAAGAUACACUGCUGAUGGUAACGUCGAGUGUACUGGCAGAGCAGACGACCAAGUCAAGAUUCGCGGCUUCCGUAUCGAGCUUGGUGAGAUCGACACUCAUCUUUCUCAGCAUCCUCUUAUUAGAGAGAACGUCACUCUGGUCAAGCGCGAUCACGAAGAGGAGCAGAUUCUUGUCAGCUACUACGUUCCUGACCUUAACAAGUGGUCAGCCUGGAAGCAAUCAAGGGGUGAGGCCGAGUCUAAUGUCGCCGAUGAUUUGAGCAUCCCAGAGAGACUGAAGAUGUUCAACACAUUGACCAAUGACGUCAGAGAGCACCUGAAGAAGAAGCUGGCUUCUUACGCCGUUCCGACCCUCUUCAUUCCUAUGGUCAGACUUCCUCUGACCCCCAACGGCAAGGUUGACAAGAGAGCACUUCCCUUCCCUGAGAAGUCGGAACUGCUUGCUGCUUCAUCGAGCCAGCCUGUUCAGGACGCUGCCACUCGUUCCGACACAGAGAAAGCGCUUGCUGAGAUCUGGGCUCUUUACCUUCGCAGUUAUGCAGCGGACAGCAUUCCUUCAAAUGUUCCCUUCUUCGACCUUGGUGGCAACAGUAUUGCUGCUGUUCAAAUCCCAUCUCAGAUUCGUAAGAAGUGGCCUGAUGUUACUGUUCCAGUCAGUGCCAUCUCAAAGAACCCUACUCUCCAACAGCUCGCUGGAGACAUCGAUCGUUCUCUGAAUCCCGUCGGCCUCCGUCUUGAUGCACAGGCUCCCGAGACUGAAGACCAGGAGGAGUUCUAUUCGAACAGCCUCCCCGAGUUGAUCAAGGAGAUCCCUGCCAAGAUUCAAUCUGCUAGCAGAGAAUCGGCCAAGCAACAAACCGUCUUCUUGACCGGAGCAACUGGAUUCUUGGGAUCUUACAUUCUUCGUGAUCUGCUCUCGUCGGGCAACAAGGUCAUUGCACAUGUCCGCGCGAAGUCGACAGAGGACGCUUUGCAGCGUGUCAAGGCGACGUGCCAGGCGUAUGGCAUUUGGACAGACUCAUGGGCUUCGAAUCUUGAGUGUGUCACUGGUGACUUGCAGGAACAACCUCUGCUCGGCAUGCAACAAGAUGUGUAUGACCGUGUCGCCAAGGAAGCUGAUGUUGUGAUUCACAACGGUGCCAUUGUGCACUGGCUGAAGCCCUACUCAUCUCUGAAGUCUGCCAACGUGCUGAGUACUAUUUCGGCAAUCAAGCUGUGUGCAACUGGCAAAGCCAAGAAGAUGGCCUUCGUCAGUUCUACAAGUGCUCUCGACUCUGACCACUACGUCGAGCUGUCCAAGAACCUUAUUGCUUCGGGUGCUGCUGGUGUCAGCGAGUCUGAUGACAUGGAGGGAAGUAGACAAGGUCUUACUACUGGUUACGGUCAAGGCAAGUGGGUGUCUGAACGCCUCAUGGAGGAAGCCGGAAGAAGAGGUCUUGUUGGCUCAAUCAUCCGUGCCGGUUACGUGCUCGGUGACCCCAAGACUGGCACAACCAACACCGACGACUUCCUUAUCCGCAUGCUCAAGGGCUGCGUGCAAGUCGGCUCCAGACCCGACAUCACCAACACCAUCAACAUGGUACCUGUCGACCACGUUGCCAGACUUGUCAUCGCCACAGCACUCAACCAGCCUGUUGCACCCAUGGUUGUUUGCCAUGUCACUGGCCACCCCAGACUGACCUUCAACCAAUACCUCGCCGCGCUGGAAGCUUUCGGCUACGAAGCCCCCAAAGUCGACUUCCCCAAGUGGAGAGACGCCGUCGAAAAGUUCGUCGAGCAAGGCAAAGAAGAGCACGCUCUUCUCGGCCUGUACCACAUGGUAACCGGCGAUCUUCCCGGCAGCACCAAAGCACCCGAAUUGGAUGACAGAAACGCUGCUGCUGCGUUGAAGGCCGAUGCAGCAAGAUCUGGCCAGGACUUUUCUGCUGGCAGUGCUGUUACUGAGGAUAUUGUGGGACAGUACCUUUCGUUCCUUAUCGCUAGAGGAUUCAUGCCUAAGCCUACAAAGAAGGGUAUCAAGACUCUCCCCGAGGCUAGGAUUACGCAAGAGCAAAUUGAGGCGUUGGAUCGUGUUGGAGGACGUGGCGGUGCUGCGUAA